GGCAGGCGAUCAAUGAUGUUCCUCUCUCAUCAAUGUUUCUCUCUCUCUCUCUCUCUAAAAAAAUCAAUAAAAACAUUUUUUUAAAAAUCAACGUUUAGUGUGAAACCGAUUCUCAGCCUGUGGACGGUGCCGAGGGCCACCCUUUGCCAACCCCGGUCUAUAAUCAAAUAUUUAAAAGGAAACCCUCCGUGAGGUCACUGUGUUUUGAAAGAAAUAUAUGAAUAGUGAUAAUAACAGCAAACAUUUAUGGAGCACUCAUGACGGGACAGGGCUGGACGUGGAAAGCUCCUUUUUGUUUGCGCCUGUAGGCACACAGGAGGUAGGUAGAGACCACCCCUGUGUUUGCAGAUGGGGAAACUGAGGCUGGUGCGCGUACCAUGAGCUCAUGGAGCGAGGCUCUGAACCCGGACAGAGACGUGAGCUCAGCAUCCUUCAACCACAGACUGUGCAUUAAGAAGGAGGUGAUGGGAAGAAGGUUUGACAAGCCUCGGGGUUGGCACCAGGGCACAUCUGGUGGAAGAGCACUCCUUGGCCGCCACUGGGCCCACCACACCCGGCGGGAAGCCACGGAUCCUGGAUCUAAACCGAGCAGAGCGAGAGCGAGCUGGCUGCUGGAGCGGGGCUCUGCCCUGCAGACACGAACAUCUGCGACUGCCUUUGGCCCAGCCACACAUGUGCAAGCCCCAGGGCUCGGCCGUGCCCCUACCUGCCGGCGCCCUGUCAUUAGCCCUGAACUGGGCGGCGAACCGUAUAAAACCUGGGCCUGCGACCCCGCCUGCCGGGUGCCACCGCCCUGCCCCGUCCCGCUCGAACCAGAGGCACAAAGACCAGGCAGCGUUCCUGCGGUGAGAACCUGCGGCUCCCGGGGCUUGUUGGGGCAGCCGAGUCCUCUCACCACACGGACGGCCCCCUCCCGGCCUCCCCUUUCAUGCCGGCUUUUCUGUGGCGAGGUCAAGGGAGGCCGGGAGGAAAAAAGAGAGGUGCAACUGAGGUCCAGGUUCCUGGAAGAGGCUCGAGCUCGCUUGGUUCCAUUCGGGGCAACCCGGGCCGGGGGGGUGGGGUGA
This is a messenger RNA of Myotis lucifugus (little brown bat), 1064 nucleotides long. RefSeq lists its product as uncharacterized. The record is from RefSeq and is a predicted model, not a curated record. Bases 378 to 1064 code for a protein of 228 amino acids. The transcript has 3 exons. NCBI's taxonomy places the organism in Eukaryota, Metazoa, Chordata, Mammalia, Chiroptera, Vespertilionidae.